AUGCGACAGAGAGUAGGAAGGUCCAUAGCUAGGGCUAAAUUUAUAAAUACUGCCUUAUUAGGAAGAAAGAGACCAGUUAUGGAAAGAGUCGUCGAUAUAGCGCAUGUAGAUUCAAGUAAAGCAAUCCAACCAUUGAUGAAGGAACUAGAAACCGACACUACAGAAGCACGAUACAAAGUACUACAAAGUGUAUUAGAGAUAUACGAUGAUGAAAAGAAUAUAGAACCUGCUCUCACGAAAGAGUUUCACAAAAUGUACUUGGAUGUCGCUUUUGAGAUAUCGUUACCUCCACAAAUGACAGCACUAGAUGCUUCACAACCGUGGAUGCUAUAUUGGAUUGCUAACUCAUUGAAGGUAAUGGACAGAGACUGGCUUUCAGAUGACACCAAAAGAAAAAUUGUAGAUAAGCUCUUUACUAUUAGUCCUUCAGGAGGACCCUUUGGUGGAGGUCCUGGCCAAUUAUCUCAUUUGGCCAGCACUUAUGCUGCAAUUAAUGCUCUCUCCCUUUGCGAUAACAUAGAUGGAUGCUGGGACAGAAUUGAUCGAAAAGGAAUUUACCAAUGGCUGAUAUCGUUGAAAGAGCCUAAUGGAGGAUUCAAGACCUGUUUAGAAGUCGGAGAAGUGGAUACAAGAGGUAUAUACUGUGCCUUGAGCAUAGCAACCUUAUUAAAUAUUCUUACAGAAGAGCUUACAGAAGGUGUGUUAAACUAUUUGAAAAAUUGUCAAAAUUAUGAAGGUGGAUUCGGCAGUUGUCCUCACGUAGAUGAGGCACACGGAGGCUAUACUUUCUGUGCUACAGCUAGUCUAGCAAUUUUAAGGUCCAUGGACCAAAUAAAUGUUGAAAAGCUUUUAGAAUGGUCUAGUGCUCGUCAAUUGCAAGAAGAACGAGGAUUUUGCGGAAGGAGCAACAAACUUGUUGACGGUUGCUAUAGUUUUUGGGUUGGAGGUUCGGCUGCCAUUCUUGAAGCUUUUGGAUAUGGCCAAUGCUUCAACAAACAUGCUCUUCGGGACUACAUAUUGUACUGUUGCCAAGAAAAAGAGCAACCUGGUUUGAGAGAUAAACCAGGGGCCCACUCAGACUUUUACCAUACAAAUUAUUGCCUAUUAGGACUGGCUGUUGCGGAAAGUUCAUACAGUUGCACUCCUAAUGAUUCUCCACAUAAUAUUAAGUGUACUCCAGACCGCCUAAUUGGAUCAUCGAAACUUACUGAUGUCAACCCUGUCUAUGGUUUACCAAUAGAAAAUGUAAGAAAAAUUAUCCACUACUUUAAAUCCAAUUUAUCUUCUCCAAGUUAA
Molecule: messenger RNA, 1296 nt
Organism: Saccharomyces cerevisiae S288C
Lineage: Eukaryota; Fungi; Ascomycota; Saccharomycetes; Saccharomycetales; Saccharomycetaceae
Gene: RAM1
Product: protein farnesyltransferase
Exons: 1
Coding region: 1-1296 (431 amino acids)
Cellular component (GO): protein farnesyltransferase complex; cytoplasm
Molecular function (GO): protein farnesyltransferase activity; catalytic activity; protein prenyltransferase activity
Source: RefSeq, marked reviewed